This is a messenger RNA of Bactrocera dorsalis (oriental fruit fly), 913 nucleotides long. It is a transcript of the gene Rsph9, whose product is annotated as radial spoke head protein 9 homolog. NCBI's taxonomy places the organism in Eukaryota, Metazoa, Arthropoda, Insecta, Diptera, Tephritidae. Gene Ontology annotation, biological process: axoneme assembly; cilium movement involved in cell motility; motile cilium assembly. Gene Ontology annotation, cellular component: axoneme. The coding region runs from base 1 to 846 and encodes 281 amino acids. The transcript has 2 exons. The record is from RefSeq and is a predicted model, not a curated record.
AUGAAUAUUGAAUAUUUCAUUGAAGGCCUGGAAUGUCUAAUGUACUGCGGACAAAAAAUAACACCUGAGCAAAAGGUUUUAAUCGAAAAUUCGCUUAUAGUACUACAGAAUGAAAAUCGAUUCACAGGCAUGUACUUUUGGGGUCGCAUUAAUGCAAUAACUAGAGACUAUUACAUAGCUUUCGGCUAUACCCAGGAUUGCUUAAAAGACCGAAAAUUCUUUUACACCCUUGAUGGAUACCAAUGGAUGAUGUUGCCUUUUGUGCAUAGUCCGAAAAUUUUUCAAGCUACCAUUUUAUGUCGCGAACCUUUCAUAGGAGAUCCGAUUCUUGUAACAACAGUAGAAUUGGAUCCUACAUUUGAAAUCGAUGCUAACCAAAUAAUCUCUGCGAAUUUACCAGAGAAAGUUAAGCUAAAGGAAGAAGAGCGUCUGGCUGCCAUAGUAUUUAUUAUUACAGAGGAAUGUGCAGUUUGCCCACGUGGAGCCCUUUAUAAGCUUACGGAUGGACGUGUUAUACCCAACCAGAUGUUUCGUGGCCUAAACGAUUUGCAAGUUGAAAAUAUUUCCAACUACCAAAUACUUCGAUUACCACGAAACGAUUUAAAGCACAAUUUACUGAAGCGCAGUGAUUAUAAUUACGCCAUUGAUUUCUUAGACUGUAUAGCCGAUGUAAUACCGCUUCGUCAAGCAUUCUCUUUGAACUUAAUGAGAAAUGAACGCUUAAUAAUUAUAAAAUCUUGUCUCUGGCCCGGCAUGACAUUUUUUCAUAAGUUAAACUCACGCAAACAUGGUUUUCUUUAUUUUGGAGACGGCAAGAAAAAUUAUGAUCUACUCUUUAUGUACUAACAAUCUUUAAUUUCUUUUAGCUUUAGUUUUAACAAUUAAAAUAAUGGAUUUACCUACAUUAACUAUA